UGGGUAACACUUUGGCCUUCAACUAUACCUUAUCGUUAUCUGGGAAUAUUUGGUACCUUCCUCAGUUAUUUAGUGGAACACCACCACAAAUGGGUGUGCUAUGGGUUCUGGGUAUCCUGGUUGAUUCACUUAGUAGAAGCCUUCUACGGUGUUAAGUUAUGCCAGUAA
Molecule: messenger RNA, 168 nt
Organism: Chaetura pelagica (chimney swift)
Lineage: Eukaryota; Metazoa; Chordata; Aves; Apodiformes; Apodidae
Product: transmembrane protein 254-like
Exons: 2
Source: RefSeq, a predicted model, not a curated record